UCGCUUCCCUGAGAAGCCACAGAAAGCGCCGGGCGGGGCUGCCGGCUUCGUAGCAGGCGGAGCCGAACCCGAGAAGGCUCCCGCGGGGCAACGGAGGAGAGAUCGAGAGAGUAAUUUAAUUCGAUCCGUUGGCUUCCUUCUUGACGUUGCCUCUUCACUUUCUUCUUUGUAUUGCUCCACGGUCCACCAUGUUCGAUCCACUUCAAUGCCAAGUCUUUUACCUUCUGCGUAAUUCUCUAUAAAUACUGUUCCUACCUGUGAUGGCAUCGUCACUACGACCUUUGUGCACGGCGGCCCUGCGUGCUUCUCUCGUCUUCUAGCCUUCCCCUCGAUGACCGCCAACGCCCCUGCAAUACCUCCCUUACUCGCAGGACAAUCGAGGUCCAGUGAUGAUGAUGGUGUAUCUUCCGCAAGCUAUGAGUUUCCAAAGGAGUGGCAGGACGGACAUGCACCAAGUUGUUCCAACAGCGACAUGAGUCUGCGAUCGGAUUCCGUGGACCGUGGACGAAGCAAAGAAACGGAGGCCAAGGGAUUUGCCCAGAGGACCAAAGGCUAUAUUGUUUCUCCUGUGGGGCUUGUGCUGUUGCAAGAUAGGUUGGGAUUCGGUUAUGAGAAUGAGUGUUGAUCUGCGAGACCUAUUUCUCUACGAGGCUUUCUUAUACUAUAAUCCUCUUCUUCUUGUGGCACUUAUGAUUUGGUUAUGGGGAGUAAAUUUGUGGGUCUUUGCACAAUCUUCAGUGAAUUAUGUAAAAGUGUUUGAUCUUGCGCAAACACAUCUAUCACACAGAGAAAUGUGGAGGUGUGCUACUUGGCUUACUUUAAUUGUUCCCACCAGUAUGACAGCCUACCUAUAUCUGUACUCUCAUGGGGAAGUGUCGCUUGCUGCAUCUCAACCAGUUCUUUUGUAUGCUAUCCUUCUGAUGAUCCUCCUUUCUCCUUUUGAUAUGUUUUACUUAUCGUCACGCUUUUACUUUCUGAGGACGGUGUGGCGUAUAAUACUUCCAUUACAAGCAAUUACAUUCCCUGACUUCUUUUUGGCUGAUAUUUUUACAUCCAUGUCAAAGGUGUUCUCAGAUUUGGAACGUUCAGUUUGUCGCAUGGUCAAUCGUCAGGUCGCAACAAUCGCGUGGUUUGAAGCCGAUUCAAUUUGUGGCAGCCACUCCAUAGCUAUUCCUCUAGUUCUUGUACUCCCUUAUUUGUGCCGUUUCUUCCAGUGUCUUCGACAGUACAAGGAUACAAAAGAGAAGACUUGUCUUCUGAAUGCCCUCAAAUACUCGACAGCAGUCCCGGUGAUUUUCUUAUCGGCUCUCAAGUAUCAUGUAUUCCCUGAGCAGUGGGUUAGCUUUUACCGGCCCCUCUGGCUUAUUUCAGCUGUUAUAAAUUCACUGUAUUCCUUCUACUGGGAUAUAAAGCGCGAUUGGGACUUGAGUGUUUUAACCAGGAUUUUCAUGUUCAAAAGUCCAAGUACAUGGACUAAUCUUCUUUAUGGGCGGACCUGGGUGUAUUACUGGGUGUUAGGCAGCAAUCUCGUCCUCCGCUGUACAUGGACAUACAAGCUUUCAGCGCAUCUGCGGCACAACUACCUGACAGUGUUUGUGAUAACAGCUUUGGAAAUGGUGAGGCGGUUUCAAUGGGUCUUUUUCCGUGUCGAGAAUGAGUGGAACAAGAUGACAGCCAAGCAAAAUUUUGAAAUGUCGUCUGAUAUGCCUUCAGAAGGAGACAGGCUACUGGAGUCUAGUAGUCACACAAGCUCAGAAGGUGAAGGAUAUACAUGAUAGGAUUGUAGAGAAGAUGAAAUUAUCUUACCCUACAUAUGUGAUCCUCUUGAGAGGUUGUUUCUUGACACAUGAAAGAACGGAAGUAAUACUGGAAAUUUAAAAAAUCUUACAUAUUUAUUUGUUUGCGCA
Brachypodium distachyon (stiff brome) is the source of this 1907-nucleotide messenger RNA. RefSeq names its product SPX and EXS domain-containing protein 5. The transcript is spliced from 14 exons. The record is from RefSeq and is a predicted model, not a curated record. Gene Ontology annotation, cellular component: membrane; cytoplasm. Bases 609 to 1775 code for a protein of 388 amino acids. Lineage: Eukaryota; Viridiplantae; Streptophyta; Magnoliopsida; Poales; Poaceae.